AUGUCUAUCCCAGUUGUCAACACCCCGCCUGACUCCCGCACUAACUACAUCCUCCCGCAACUCGCGGGUGAGAGGAUCACCUUCCCAGGCUGGAAGGGCGUCUUUCGUAUUCUCGCCUCUUCCAAGCAGACAAACGGUGGCCUUGCUGUCUUGGCUGGCGGCUCAGUUCUGUCUGACCCGCCAGGCUUCCAUUGGCACGAGGAAGCCCAUGAUGUGUUUUUGGUCAUCAAGGGCUUUCUGAAGGUAUGGGCCGGGGAUCAAUGCCGCAUUCUAGGCCCAGGGGAUUUUGCCUACGUACCGCCGAAAGUUAUCCACAAUCCCCAGUGGCUUGGCCCUCAUUGCGAGUCGUUCAAUCUUGUGGCACCGGGCGACUGGGUCGACUUCUUUCGCUUCUCAGGCCUUGAAUUUGAUGGCCUGGUCCUCCCUGAAAACUCGCAGAGGGACGAAGAGAAAUUGAUGGCUAUGAUGGUGGCUGCUAAGGAUAAAUUCGAUGUCCACUAUGCUCACGAUUUCAAACCGGCGGAACUCAGCGACUGGCUUGAGACGGAGAACAAGUUAGGUGAGCCUCUUCAGCCAUACUUUCUCCGGUCAAACACAGGACCGCGAUGGAUGGCUGGCGGCGUCUUGUCGCGUCCAUUCAUCCUCGCGAGUCAGAAUGGAGAGAGAUUCGCCAUUUCGAGUAUCGAAUCGUCAAGCGCCUACAAGGCGUCAAUCUUCAAAUCAUACAUCAAGUUCGCGACCGUAGAUCACUGCCUCUUCGUCGUCGAGGGCAAGCUGAAAGUCGAGCUAGAGGGUUCAUCUGGUCAGAAUGUGCUUCACGACGGGGAGACGGUAGUGAUCUCGGCCGAUCAGGGCUUCAAAUUGGGCUUUGCAUCGCCCUUCGUCAAGAUCUUUUCAGUUGCAAAUGGGCGGGGUAUCGAGACCUUGAUUCAAGAUGCCGGUAAACCGUUUGAUGGAUUGGUUCUGCCGGACGCGGUCGAGGUCUUGGACUCUCAGAAACUUGCUCGCGUCGCCAAGGAGAUUAAUGCUACCAUAGAUUAG
This is a messenger RNA of Fusarium fujikuroi IMI 58289, 1041 nucleotides long. Its product is annotated as probable dioxygenase. The record is from RefSeq and is a predicted model, not a curated record. NCBI's taxonomy places the organism in Eukaryota, Fungi, Ascomycota, Sordariomycetes, Hypocreales, Nectriaceae. The transcript is spliced from 2 exons. Bases 1 to 1041 code for a protein of 346 amino acids.